UCAGCCCCUUUGUUCCUCUUCAGUGCGUCGUUGCAGUCCUGCUGGUGGGGACGAGAUCCCAAGCAGUGUCAAAAUGGUUGAAGCAGAUCGGCCUGGGAAGCUGUUCGUUGGUGGAUUGAACAUUGAAACUAAUGAGAAAGCUCUUGAAGCUGUUUUUGGCAAAUAUGGCCGUAUUGUAGAAGUUCUCCUUAUGAAAGAUCGUGAAACCAACAAAUCAAGAGGCUUUGCUUUUGUCACCUUUGAGAGCCCAGCAGAUGCUAAGGAUGCAGCCAGAGAUAUGAAUGGAAAGUCUUUAGAUGGGAAAUCCAUUAAAGUUGAACAAGCUACCAAGCCAUCUUUUGAAACUGGUAGACGUGGGCCCCCACCACCUCCAAGGAGCCGAGGCCCACCAAGAGGCCUCAGAGGUGGAAGAGGCAGCAGUGGAACCCGGGGGCCUCCUUCAAGAGGGAGUCAUUUAGGUUCUUCUAGAGGCCCUCUCCCAAUGAAAAGGGGUCCGCCUCCCCGUAGUGGGGGCCCACCACCUAAAAGACCUGCACCAUCUGGACCCGUACGAAGCAGCAGCGGGAUGGGUGGUAGAGCGCCCCUGUCACGUGGCAGGGACAGCUAUGGGGGGCCUCCACGAAGAGAACCAUUGCCAUCACGAAGGGAUGUCUACCUGUCCCCCAGAGAUGACGGCUACAGUACUAAAGACAGUUACUCAAGCCGAGAUUAUCCAAGUUCCAGAGACACAAGGGAUUAUGCUCCACCUCCCAGAGAAUAUGCCUAUCGUGAUUACGGACACUCCAGUUCACGUGAUGAAUAUCCCUCAAGAGGUUACAGUUAUUCCUCCUACAGCGAUCGUGAUGGCUAUGGAGGGCGUGACCGGGAUUACUCAGAUCAUCCCAGUGGAGGCUCUUACAGAGAUUCCUAUGAGAGUUAUGGUAACUCACGUAGUGCUCCACCUGCACGAGGGCCCCCUCCAUCAUAUGGUGGAAGCAGUCGCUAUGACGAUUACGGAAGCACCCGAGAUGGGUAUGGUGGAAGUCGAGAGAGUUACUCAAGCAGCAGAAGUGAUGUCUACUCAAGUGGCCGGGAUCGUGUGGGAAGGCAGGACAGAGGCCUUCCCCCUUCCAUGGAAAGGGGGUAUCCUCCUCCACGCGAUUCUUACAGCAGCUCAAGCCGCGGAGCACCCAGAGGUGGCGGCCGUGGAGGGAGCCGCUCGGAUAGAGGCGGAGGCAGAAGCCGAUAUUAAAACCUUUGAAACUCUUGGACCAAAUCAGUUUUUUCCUCCAACACAAGGAAUGUGGAAGUUUUAUCUUCACUCCCAGAGGACUACCGAAACGUUGUUUUUACCUUUUUUUUAUUGUUGCUUGUUAAGUUCCCCUCCAUUACUGAUGUUUUUUGUGAGGAAAGAGUAAACAUGUUUAAUUUCAUUUCAAAAUUGUUAAUAUUUCUCUCAAAAAGCAGAUGUUAAUGUAUGACAUUUUGAGCCUAUGUACUAGUGUUGUAACCUUUCAAAGUAAACGUUAACCCUGAAAUGCCACACUUUUCACUUCAUCAAUGAAACAGCAAAUCUAAGGCAUCUCAUGCAUCUAAAAUGGCCAUGGAUCGUUCUGCGCAUGCAAGCAUGCCUUCUCUCUAGGCAAGACGUAUUAUUUGUUGGAGGGGGGUGGGGAUGUAUGCCAACCCUAAACUAUUAAGUGUCUUCUGAAAUGCACAAGAUGCUCCCAAAUAUGACAUGUCUUCAGUCUUGUGUAAAGUUCAGGAUACCAUUCAGCCUUUAAGUCAAAACAGCCAAUGGAUGUAGCUGAAUGUACAUUGUGCCAUCCUACGUAUUUUGUUAGGGAAUUUGCAAGAACCUCGCCCCCCCAGUAAUAUAUUGAUCUGUAGCCAGCAAGCUACAGAGUUCUGUAAAUAAAGAGGUUUGACCCAUUCCAUCCAAGAAGCUGCAGAACGGUACUUGCUCUUACUGUUUCAAAUUUUUGCAAUCCUGUAGUGUCUCAUUUUUAAAGGAACAUCUUUGACUCCAAAGGCAAAAUGGAGAAAGUAAGAUAAGCAAAGAAGUCUUUCUCUCCAACUUCUGAAAAGCUUAUGGCUUCAUAUAAACAACAGCUUUAAAGCAUCAAAUACCUGUGAAACAGCAAAGAUGGUAAGCAAAGCAAACUAGUUUUUCGGUCUAAGUCAAACGUGAAACCAAAGCUAUCGUCCUCUUAGUACUGUAGGACGUGCUGUGCAUCAUGGCAAUGGAAGUUUUCUAGAUUUUAAAGAAAGCACCAAAUGGAAAAAAAAAAAAUACCUGUGCUGGAUAGCCUUAGGCGAAGCCUUCCAAAUUCAUCAUAACCUUGUCUUGGAUGAAAGUAUGUAUGGCACAAAACUUUUGAAAAUGAUGCUAAGAAAGCAACUCGUAAACAAACAUUCCCAUAAAGGGUUGGGAGGGACUGUUGCUUUUUUGGCCAAUAUGUUUCAAUGAAGAUACUUUUAUGUAAAAAAAAAAAAAAAAAACGAGCUACUUGUACUUUUAAUUAAGAAAUUAAAACAAUAAUGCAAUCAGAACUUGGCUUAAAUUGCCAAAAUCUGUAACAGCUUGGGAAAUGUCAAGCCAGCCAUGAUUACGAACCUGAUGUUUAGUUGGACGCCUGACUUUUUUUCUUUAUACUGUAGUCUUGUUUGGGAGUUCUGGUACCUGUGGCAGAACCUGUGGCAAGUUCUCAUGACCCAGGUGCGGCCAGGAAGUUCAAAAGAUGCUGUUGAAAUGUAGUAAGGCUUGAAGACCUCCAACUAAAGUUCUACUCUAAUCCUCAAAACAUAUUUGCCAGUCAAAUGGACUUACCAUGAAAAGCACCAUUGGAAAGGAAAUCAGAAUCCAUAAGCCAUGCGACUUUUUCACUAAGCCAUUCCAGUUCAUUCCAGUCCAGUGAACCUUCCACCUCUCAAACGUAACACGUUAGAUCGUGACAGACUAAUCGGCAAGCCCGGGUUUUUUUGUUUCUGGGGUGGUCGUGGGCUUGGGCAGCUGGGGCGGCCGUAAUCUCUCACACCGUCUUUAAUUGUUGCAGGCUGAACAUUCCCUUUAAGAUGAGGCCUGGGAAGCGGUCCGUGUGUUGGAAUGGGUGCCGGGAUGGUUAGCUGUAGCGGAGCGGCAGGUACAGACGUGAGCGAAGGCCUGUAAGGAAGGCACCUGCUCAGCAGACUCAAAAUAUGGCUACGAAGUUUAGUGGAGGCAUUUGCAAGGAACCCGUUUCACAAAUGCCGUUGUCAGUCGUGGCUACAGACGUGGGUCGUACGUGAGAAGAAGAGCCCUAAAUGUCAGAACGUUGGAUAGAGAUUAUUUUUGUCAUCUUACAAAUGCCGUUGCAAUCCUGGCCGGCCGGCAUGUAGCAGAAGCUGUGGCGUGUGACUUCAGUGGUGGUCAGGAGCGAGUGUUGGGGCCCUUCAGCUAGGAAAGGUGAAGAGUGCACCUUUCUCUCUUAAGUAACUUUAUUUAAUUGAAAUAAUAAUGACGGGGGUUAGACUGCCCUGCAGGAGAAGGAUUUUCAAAACCCGACCAAUUCCAAUACAGAGCUUUUCCAAGAAGCUCUCUUAAAUCCUCGUUAGCCAGGAGUUGAAUAACAAUUUGAUUAUUGAAGGUUUCUCUUAAAAAAAACAACAACAAACCACAUGAAUAUCACAGCCAUCUGUAAAUAUGGGGGGAUCUCAUAAUGAGUAAGAUUGCAUAAAGUCCAGUUUGAGCGUGCUGUUAUUAAAUAAAGUUACCUAUUCCCUUUUCAAAAGAUGUGAUUCUGAAAAGGAGCUAGUGCCACAAAUUUAAGAAAUAGGUUUCAUUUUGCUGAAAUGAAAACUGACUCAUCAUCGUGGAAGACACUUAGCCACUGAAAGCUGAGAUCCUGCGAUCGUUGUAUUCACUGAGUUGUCAAUAAAGCGUUAAUUUCCUCCUGG
Messenger RNA from Python bivittatus (Burmese python), 3915 nucleotides. It is a transcript of the gene RBMX, whose product is annotated as RNA binding motif protein X-linked. The record is from RefSeq and is a predicted model, not a curated record. NCBI's taxonomy places the organism in Eukaryota, Metazoa, Chordata, Lepidosauria, Squamata, Pythonidae. Gene Ontology annotation, molecular function: RNA binding.